UUCACUUCCUACCCAUGAGGGGAAAUUCAUCUUCACAGCACUGAAGAUGCCUAGAGGCUGCAUUCCACGUCUUCAAGACCUAAGCCACUUCCCACUACAGGAUGGGUCACUUCCCAGCCCGGCUGUUCCUGCUGGCACUAACAGGGCUCUGCAUUGCAGGAAAGGACCUGGAACUGGUGAGAAGAGUGCAGGGAGGCGCGCUCACUACAGUGUGUCACUACAAUGAACACAAGUAUUCACGAAGGGAGAAAUUUUGGUGCAAGGAGCUGUCAGAUUUGAAAUGUCGCACCCUUGUCCUGAGCUCCCCCGCAGCAGGAAGGAAUUCUCUAAACCCUCCAAAGGCAAGGGUCAGCCUAAAGGACACAGAAACUGGCUGGAUUUCUGUGUCCAUGACAGAGCUCCAGGUAGAGGAUUCAGGAAUAUACUGGUGCGGGCUUUCCGAUGAUCUGAAGAUUAUCCCAUUGAAGAAGAUAAAAGUGGCUGUAUCUUAUGAAGCUCCCAUGAGGCUAUCUGCCAAAAAAGGAGCCUCAAUCUCCCUAAAUUGUUCCUAUUCUGUGAAGGACAACAGCACAGGACCUAAUAAUUUUACCUGGUGCAAAAUGGUAACUGCAACCAGAUGUCAACCUGUUGUCAGCAUUGAGAUCGAUCAGAUUGUUAAUACACAAGGAAAUACCAGGAUAAAGAUUGACCGGUGGACCAGAGAGAUUACAGUGACACUGGUGGCACUCCAGCUACAUGACUCAGGGGAGUAUCAUUGUGAGACCCAUCUCCAGGGAAGUACCGUGCUACUGAAGAUGAUCACCCUGAAUGUUUUGGAAUCUUAUGAUAGGACAGCUUUUGUGACUACAUCCCCUCCUAUUGACAACAUAGGAGCCAUCCUCCCAACUGCAGCCAGGAAUGAUCAGCAGAGCUGGUACUCUGAGGUCAGUCUCAAUGUCCUCUAUAUCAUAGCUGGAUUGCUGGGCACCAAAUUCCUGACAGUACUCCUGAUCUUUAUCGUCGCCAGCAACAGGAGAAGCAAAGCCACGGAGCAGGAGAUCCACGGCCGGAAGAAACACCACCUCCUCCCACUCACAGGCCUUUAAUAAAAGUCUUGUCUGGUGGAGAACGUUUGGAGAUUUUGAAUCCAGUGGAUCCAAGUGAGCUGCAGGUGCCACUCUAACCUCCAACCCUGCCACAAUGGCAAAAGGACCCUUUAACCUGUGACAAAGGGAACUGAAAAUUCCAGCAAUGCUUAGACUAUCCAGAUUUCCUUCCUUUCUUCACGAUAAACAGUAUUUACUAGAAUCUUAGAUUGAUCUUUCAGGUUACUCAUGUAAACUGUUUACUCUGCUGUGGGGUGGAGGGAAUUUUCCUCUCUAGGGGGUGAAAAGUCUGUUCAUUUGUCCUCUGGCCCUUUCAGUCCUUGGCCUUGCUAUUGAAGUGGCCUAGAAAGAGGCCAUUUAGUGCAAUUCUGGUCACGGUUUUGUGCACGGAUGAAGUAGACACUGAAGUGAUAUUCAGCACUCCUUCCACAACAGCUUCAGUCAGCGCAGACCUGGGCUGGAUUUAAACCAGCAGCCUGGAGGUGAAACCAUCCCACUCCCAGACUAGUGACACUAAGGAGAAAAUGCCUAGGGGCAAAAAGGACCAAAGACACAGUGUUUGGCAGUGCACUCAUCAGGUGCAGGAGUGAGAUGAUCUGUUUAGUACCUGAGCCAAUGUGUCUCGGGAACAAUUUACAAGGUAAAAUGGUUGUAGGCUUGGCAGAAUUCAGUUUUUGUUAUAUCAUUUUAACAGAAAAUAUUGAUGGUUAUUUACGCUUUUAUAAUAUUUAUCUAUUUAAAUUUUCACAGUUGCAGGAAAUUAUAGGGGAAGUCAGACAAUUAUUUCAUGACAGUAAAUGUUGAGAUUCGAACAGUUAAAGCUUUGUCACAGCUAAAACACAAAUUGUCAACACCACGUGCCACAGUAUACAAAGUAAAUAACCUCACAUCAAACUGUGAUACAUUCUCAAGCAGCAGGUUUCUUACUUUGACUAUCUGUACAUUUAGAUGAUUAUCGAUGGAAACAUUUUUGCAGUGGCUUGUGUGCAUACGAUGAAACCAACAUUUACUGAUAAAAAUCUAAUCCUUAUCAGAUUAUCUAUGUGCAUAGCUCAAACAUGUGAUACUAAAAUAAAAUCCACUGUCAUG
Dermochelys coriacea (leatherback sea turtle) is the source of this 2174-nucleotide messenger RNA. RefSeq names its product CMRF35-like molecule 5. Gene Ontology annotation, cellular component: cell surface. The record is from RefSeq and is a predicted model, not a curated record. Gene Ontology annotation, molecular function: signaling receptor activity. Lineage: Eukaryota; Metazoa; Chordata; Testudines; Dermochelyidae. The coding region runs from base 102 to 1085 and encodes 327 amino acids. The transcript is spliced from 6 exons.